Molecule: messenger RNA, 520 nt
Organism: Caenorhabditis elegans
Lineage: Eukaryota; Metazoa; Nematoda; Chromadorea; Rhabditida; Rhabditidae
Gene: C16C8.9
Product: DUF3828 domain-containing protein
Exons: 3
Coding region: 4-477 (157 amino acids)
Source: RefSeq, marked reviewed
AAAAUGCGCCUUCCAAUUCUUCUGCUCUCCAUUCUCGGACUCUCCCUGGGCUUUUGGCACGACCUCUAUUCCACGUCUUCCUCUCCACCUCGUCCACCUCUUGAUGAAUAUGCUACGUCCACUAUUUCACUUCUUGAUCAAUAUGCUUGGCAGAAUGCUGAACAGUUCUUCACAAAGUUCAUCAAAACGGUGAAGUCUGGGAAUGUUCGCGAAUUGGAGGAUUCUUUAUUAUGGACUAUUUAUCACGACCUCUCCGCUGAAAAGAUGAUCAGUGAAUUCCAUGAUUAUCCUUACAUAAAAAUCAACGACGCAAGAUUGUCAGGAGACCAGAUUGAGACUAAUGUACUUUUCCUGCAGCAACCCAGUGGGCAUGACAUUAAAUAUAAAUUAACUGGUUUCAUUCUAAGCAAAAAUCUAGCAGGUCACUAUCUCAUGACUUCUAUUGAUAAAACCAUACAUCAUGGUGUUAAGGGAUAAGUACUACUUGGAUUUGCUGAAAUAAAGUUGUUGAACAUUCAAA